Messenger RNA from Cyprinus carpio (common carp), 3871 nucleotides. RefSeq lists its product as uncharacterized. The record is from RefSeq and is a predicted model, not a curated record. NCBI's taxonomy places the organism in Eukaryota, Metazoa, Chordata, Actinopteri, Cypriniformes, Cyprinidae.
AGAAAGUGUGGGCGCCCAGAGGGACAGAGCGGCUCUGUAGCUCAGUGCAACCAGUGCUGGCGGGGCUCAGACAUUCAGCUGCGGCCGUUUCUGUCAAUAUCUGUUCUAUCUGCUCUAUUUCACCUCUGACAAUCGCUGAAGGAUCGAUAGGUCUGAACAGGAGUUUGUCGCGAGCUUGAUUUUCCCUCUUCGAGUUCAACCAUAUGAAUUACUCCCGACGCGUCGCCAUUUGGUUACUCGCGUUAUCUGUACAAAUUAUACAGGCAUGUGCGUAUUGCGGUAGAUUGGAGAUGAUAUCCGUUUGGCUCCUGUUUUUAAAGCUGCUGAGAGCCACAGCUGGUGUGCGAAGGUCAUAUGAAAGUGAACUAAAUGACGACAAAAGCACCUCUGUAAAUCAGCAACAAAAAGAGCAGGAAUACCUCUCUGAAACAGUCACCAUGGAGACCAGCCAGUUUUCAGAAAUGGCUGAUCUAACAGACUGUAAAAUGGAUCCUGAGUUUACAGAGGACCAGACAUGCCAAUUCACUGAGGAGGUGAAUGAAUGUUUUGUCAGAGUGCCUUUCUCAGAGUGCCUGGAUACCAAACAGAGCAACCCACAAGAAGAUCUAUGUGGGCAAGAAAACAAAGCCAUAACUAAUGAAUGUGAUAGCUCAGGUGAAUCUGAUGGAAGCAAAGACUCUCAAGAAGGUAUUCUGGUCAAGGUCAACAAACAAAAUGACCCAGACAGCAGAGAAUAUUUGGCCUUUGAGUCUAAUGAAGACCCUCUCCUGAAUGACAAACCAGAAGAAGAAAUGGAAAUCAACAAUUUGGAUGAUGCCCAGGAGGAAGAACGUGAUGAACCUGAAGAGAGGGUGGAAGCUCAAGACAAUUCCGUUCUGGAAGCACAAGAAGGAUCUGUGCUGGAAAUACAAGAAGAAUCUGUGCUGAAAGAACAAGAAGAAUCUGUGCUGGAAAUACAAGAAGAAUCUGUGCUGAAAGAACAAGAAGAAUCUGUGCUGGAAAUACAAGAAGAAUCUGUGCUGGAAAUACAAAAAGAAUCUGUGCUGGAAAUACAAGAAGAAUUUGUGCUGGAAAUACAAAAAGAAUCUUUGCUGGAAAUACAAAAAGAAUCUGUGCUGAAAGAACGAGAUGGAUCUGUGCUGAAAGCACAAGAAGAAACUGAGCUGGAAGUACGAGAAGAAUCUGUGCUGGAAAAACAAGAAGAAACUGAGCUGGAAGAACAAGAAGAAUCUGUGCUGGAAAUACAAGAAGAAUCUGUGCUGGAAAUACAAAAAGAAUCUGUGCUGGAAGAACGAGAUGGAUCUGUGCUGAAAGCACAAGAAGAAACUGAGCUGGAAGUACGAGAAGAAUCUGUGCUGGAAAAACAAGAAGAAACUGAGCUGGAAGAACGAGAAGAAUCUGUGCUGGAAAAACAAGAAGAAACUGAGCUGGAAGAACAAAAAGAAUCUGUGUUGGAAGUACAAGAAAAAGCUGUGCUGGGGCAGCAAAUGAAUGAGCUGGUGAUUUCUGAAGUCCCAUCUGAAUCUUGUCUGGAUAUGGAUCGAGAUGACCUAAGUGACUGUCUGCUUGUGGAAAUGGCCAUCAUUUCAUCAGACAGUGAUGUUGAGGAGCCGUGGAGGUCUUUAGUUCCAUCAGCUGUUGAUAAAGAAGAGAUUGAAGAGAACAGUGAUAUCUUGGGUAUGGAUGAAGCAGAGGUAAACUCGGAUGACCAUGCAAGGCAGGAAGACAAUGAGGUGAUUGACAGCAAUGCUGAACUUGAAGAAGAAGCUCUGGCUUUGAACAUUAAUGAAAGUGAGAUUCUAGAACAACCAGAGUGUCCCACUGAAUGUGAGCUGCAAGAUAUUUCUUUGGAGUCCUCUGCCCAUUACUGUAGUUUAACAAAGAUCGCAGAGGAUGAGGAAGAGCUUGGUAAAACCUCAAAGCACAGCCUUCAGCGCCUGUCUUGUUCAACUUCAGAGCUUGACAAAAAGAUACCAAAAGACUUCUGCGUGGUUCAGGAAAUAAAAAGCGAGAAUGUCAGCACGGAGCACCUGGAUUUCAGGGUGGCUCGCAAGCAGUGGCAGAAGAUGGAAGAGCAAACAAAGGGUCUGGUGCACCGGCCAGUAAUGAGGCUGGCAUCUUGCCAGGGUGGACACAGCUUCAUGUACACACCUGUCCGCAACAUUGGUCGCCCCAGAAGAGACCCUGACAUUGAGACUCUUGGUCUGGGGGAUUACCAGUACACUCAAUUCAGCCCCUGUUCAGAGGACUCUGGUCUAGAUGACACAAGCUACAGGUCUCCUUAUGAUGAGCCAGAAACUCCAGUGGAGAGGGAGAUCCGUGAAGCUCUCGAGCGAGAGGAGAAUUUCAAACGAGAAAGAGCAAUGGCAAAGAUGUCUGUUGGUGACACUAUGCAAGUUAAAGCCAGGCCUGGUGUUCUUCACCAAAGCAGGUCAGAGCCUGGAGAUAAAGGACAGAUGUUUGACACUCUAGAGGACAGAAGCAGAUCUCAGAGGUCUCUUAGUGCAAAGACUCCAACUUUGUCCGUCACUGGUACAUCUGGAAGAAGACCCUCAUACCAUGAAAUGAUCGCCAACAAUGUCAUUAUACUUGAGCCGGAUUCGUACCCCACCAGCCCACGGAGCCGAGGAAAAGGUGGGAUGCUUUCUCCAGAGGUAAGCAGCUUCCAAGAAUGGCCAUCAGACAUGAAUAAUGUCAUUAUCCUGGAGACAUCAAAUCUCAUCAUUCGAAGUGCCUCAGAAUUCUGCCUGAGCUCUGCAUGUCAAGAGACACAAGAGAGCACCUUUCAGAACAACCCCUUCUUCAAACUGCGCUCCCACAGCACCCAGUCUCUGGUGGAUCAGGAGAUCAAGCUGGUGAGGCAAAGAGAAGAAGAGCUUAGAAGGCAGAGAGCACAACUAUAUGUAAAGGAGAGAUACGACACAGUCCUCGUGUCCCCCAGCCAACAGCAGAAUUUCACUUAUGAGAAACCAGGAGUGGUGCCAGCAAAAUCCAAGUCAUCCCCCUCAUCUCCAUCAAAGACACGCAAAAUGGAUCGCUCCGCUUUGUCGUGCGACCACAAGUUCCCUGAGGCACCUUACCCUCGAGUCAGACGGAAGAGUGCCCUGGCCCAGAGGUGGGAAGCAGGUAUCUUUGCCAAUCAUCAGCAACAAGACUGAGUGAUUUGCCUAUAUGAAGCAUCAAAGCACAAAUCAAGUUUCCAUUACAGUAUAAGCAUGUGCAAGUAGUUUUAGAGUAAAACAUUCAUUACUAAUACAAACCUUGAACUUAAUAGGUGAGAAAAAAUAUUCACAAUUGAUGUCAUACCUUUUUUAAUUUUUUGAAUGCUAGUAUUUUCACUCUGAAUUUUAUCCUGGAAACACUUUUGUAUUAUUGCAGAAGAAGAAUUUAUAGAGUAACGUAAUCCUAAAUUGCACUAUGUACAAAAAUGAUGCCAAACAUUGAGAAAUUUAUUACUCUAAUUUCCCAUUAGAUAACAUGUUAUAUUAACCAUACAGUGAAGAGCAGAAGCAAAUAAAAUACAUUUGUCUUUGAUUUAAUCUGAUCAAAAGUGCAAUUUAAAACCAGAGAAGACCACUGCUUGGAAUGUCUAACAGAGUAUAUUGUGGAUGUAGCUUCCAGAGGUGUUACAAUAAAAGUAGCUGGCUUCUGUACAAUAAUUACAUUGUGAGCCUUUUAAAUGUUUUAUGCUUUGAUUGUCUGGAUAUAAUGUGAACAUUUAUUCUUCUGUGAAACUAAUUUAAAAGAUCUGUGAAUUUUAAUUCAUAAUAUUCAUGUUUGAAAUGUCUUAAUAGAUAUGAUUCUUCCUUGCAGGAUGUUUUCAAUGCAAAAUACUGAUCAAACCUUGAAUAAAAUGAAACUUAAUAACUUG